This is a messenger RNA of Marasmius oreades (fairy-ring Marasmius), 1329 nucleotides long. RefSeq lists its product as uncharacterized. The coding region runs from base 1 to 1329 and encodes 442 amino acids. Lineage: Eukaryota; Fungi; Basidiomycota; Agaricomycetes; Agaricales; Marasmiaceae. The transcript has 8 exons. The record is from RefSeq and is a predicted model, not a curated record. Gene Ontology annotation, molecular function: protein binding; 6-phosphogluconolactonase activity.
AUGAAAGUUUUCACUACCUUUGCUUUCGGAGCAUUCUUCUUCGCCUCCUCUGCUUCUGCUUUUCCGAUCGUGCGCCGAAAGGAAGUCGUUGAGGCUGGUAAAGUUGUGAUGAUGAACAAUAACACCCAGAACGACGAUAAAAAGGUGUUGGGCGGCAACAAGGCUGGUGCACUCUACUUCAUCACCAACGAGAACGACGGGAACUUUGUCGUGUCUGCCGAUAUCGGCGAUGACGGUAAAUUGGGUCUUCGGCAAGCCAUUUCCACCGGUGGUGCUGGUGUCCACGGAAACGAUGGUAACAAAAACAAUCCUGGCCCCUUAUUCUCUGCGGGGAGCGUUCAAGUUAGCGCUGCAUCAAAGAUGCUUGCGACGGUCAAUUCAGGAUCGAAUACCCUGUCACUUUUCAGCAUCGACGAGCAGGACCCUGCUGUUCUCACUAGAGUUGGAUCGACCGUCGGUAGCGGCGGAGAAUUCCCCGUAUCGGUCGCCUUCAACUCCAAGGGAGACAAACUCUGCGCGUUGAACGGAGGCGAAGUCAACGGAGUUAGUUGCUUCAAGGUAGACAAAGAAAACGGACUCACACCCUUGUCCGGCACGAACCGAGCUUUGGGCCUAAAUCAAACUACCCCUGCCACUGGGGCGCCUGGAAGCGCUAGUCAACUUAUCUUCUCCGAAGACGACAAACAAUUGAUUACGUCGAUCAAGGGGAUUCCUGGCGGGAAUGCCACCAACGGGAGAGGUACCGUUGGAGCACUCGCGAUCUUCGAAGUGGCCGACGACGGGUCGCUCUCCAAGGAUUUCAAGGUCGUGGCCCCUCCAGAGAAAGGCCUCGCUCCCUUCGGUAUGGCCAUCGUUCCCAACAAGACUACGAUCAUUGCCGUCGCCGAUCCCGCCGUUGGAUUGGACGUUUUUGACUUGAGUCAAGUUGAACAAGGCGCCAAUAAAUCCGUUGCUACUGCCAUCGACAAGCAACAGGCUGUUGGAUGGAUAGUUCGUAGCCCGACAACUGAAAACUUCUUGCUCAGUGAUUUCGUGACUGGACUAGUCACGGAAGUGAAAGUCGGGGAUGACCUGAAAGGAUCUGUUGUGUCGGAAACGGAUUUGGGCAGUGACAGCGGAACCAUCGAUAAUGCCGUUGCCACGGUUAAGGGUAAAGAUUUCUUGUAUGUUAUGUCAAGUAAAGCCAAAGCAAUCGAUGUCCUUGCGCUCGAUAAAACGGCCAAACCCUCCAAGAUACAACGGCAAGACCUCGCUGAAGCAGCCAAGGCGGCGCAACUCACUAUCAGUUCCGCCAACUUGUCAGGGUUAGCUGCUUUCGUGAAGGCGUAG